Molecule: messenger RNA, 582 nt
Organism: Drosophila rhopaloa
Lineage: Eukaryota; Metazoa; Arthropoda; Insecta; Diptera; Drosophilidae
Exons: 4
Coding region: 61-495 (144 amino acids)
Source: RefSeq, a predicted model, not a curated record
CUCUCCCAUUCAGUUGUGAAAUAAUCCUCAAACUGCAAGGUUCAUAAUUAAGUCGGAAAUAUGUUGAAGUUGGACACCAAAGGAGGGAUCAUCUGCUCGGGCGUUUUGUCGAUAGCCUUUGCCAUUACCUAUUUGGCACUGAUGGACGAUUAUUUCUGGAGAAGCGGACUUUACGAACUAGGGAUACACAUUUCUUCUCUGCAAAUAUUAGGCAGCGUAUGCCUUCUAAUAGGAGCUUUUAAGCAAAAAUACAAAUUCUUGGUGCCUUGGAUGAUAACCACAGGAUUCUUUAUGUAUCUUAUGGUUUAUUUAGCCAUUGUAUUAUUAACCACGUCGAACCACUGGAUUUUCGUUCCGACGAUGGUGCUGCCAUUUACAGUUUAUCUUGGCUGUGCUUUAUACUCGGUGCAAAAGGCAUUCGACAGGAUGCGUAGGGACCAGCCACCAGCUUAUUCUAAUUUGUCCGACAAAAGGGAUAUAAUUAAUCAUAUAUAGGCCAAGAAAAGUACUUCAAUAAUUACAAACGAAAGUUAAUUAAUUGCUGAUAAAAUAAAUUGAAAUUAAAGGCUCAUUAAUCAUUAA